GAAGCGGAAGGAGUUUCCUUCCAGGGCGGAAAGGGAGAGAGGUCGUGCUGGGCUCCACGGCUUCUCCUCAUGGCUCGCGUGCCGCGCACGCUGCUGAUCUUCGGCGGCUUCGUGGCCGUGCUGGGGGCGGCCUUCUACCCCAUCUACUUUCGGCCCCUGAUGCACCUCGAGGAGUACAAAAAGGAGCAAGCAAUAAAUCGAGCUGGUGUUAUACAAGAAGAUGUUCAGCCUACAGGAUUAAAAGUAUGGUCUGAUCCAUUUGGAAGAAAGUAAGGACUUCUUUGGGUAGGAUCUCACCAAUGAAUGUAUUUUCCCUUAUUCCAUCAGUGAUGCUUCUGGUUCUUUGAGUCAACCGAGAUCAUGCAGGAAAAGAACUCCACACGUGGAAUUGUUUUAUAAUAUCACUUUACAUAAAGAGCAGUAGCAGCUGUUGGCUCUCAAGAGAUAAAGCCCACUGUUUCCCCAGUGAUGUAGUAGGAAACGCUGCAGUGAAUGUUUUCUAUUAACCAAAUGGAAUAAUUGCCUUUUUCUUCAUUGGAGGAAUGAAGGAGAAUUGCUUUGGUGAAUGUAGUGUAAACAUUACCAGAGUAGAUUAUGGAACUAAUGAGGUGCGAGAGAGUUUUAAAUUAUGUACAUUGAUUGUAACAUUUUUGUUGAACUAAACUGUAGUACUGCAGUUCAGUUUGCAUGGAUUUUGUUGUUAAGAGAAAAACUCAGUUUCAGAUAACUUAUUAAUGUGUAAACUCGCUGUUCAAAAGUAAAGAUUUGGAUGUGUUGACUUAUUUCUGUAUAUAAAUCUUUUGAAUGACUA
This is a messenger RNA of Podarcis muralis (Common wall lizard), 811 nucleotides long. It is a transcript of the gene SMIM20, whose product is annotated as small integral membrane protein 20. Gene Ontology annotation, biological process: mitochondrial respiratory chain complex IV assembly. NCBI's taxonomy places the organism in Eukaryota, Metazoa, Chordata, Lepidosauria, Squamata, Lacertidae. Gene Ontology annotation, cellular component: mitochondrial inner membrane. The record is from RefSeq and is a predicted model, not a curated record.